Molecule: messenger RNA, 3256 nt
Organism: Saitoella complicata NRRL Y-17804
Lineage: Eukaryota; Fungi; Ascomycota; Saitoellomycetes; Saitoellales; Saitoellaceae
Exons: 2
Coding region: 393-3014 (873 amino acids)
Biological process (GO): protein polyubiquitination
Cellular component (GO): cytoplasm; ubiquitin ligase complex; nucleus
Molecular function (GO): ubiquitin-ubiquitin ligase activity
Source: RefSeq, a predicted model, not a curated record
CCACAGCUCCUGCCGAGUCUGUACCCGCACCGAAGCCGAAGACGAUUACUGUACAACGCACGACUACUCCUGUGAAGGAAGCACCAAAACCGGCUCCAGCCGAACCGAAACCUGUGGUACAGCAGAGCUAUGAGGACUGGGCGGAGGCGACAUUAAGUAGCAUUCUGAAGGUUACUCUGAACCCCGAUGCCGUACAGAAGGACAGCACUCUAACAUACCUGAGCGGACUGCGUCAAGAGUUGGAGGAGGAGGGCGCAGUUCCCCGGUUGGACGUCAACUGCAUUGACCGCGUCCUGUAUGCAUACCCAUCACAAAACCCGACCGUUUCUCCCUUCACAUAUUUCCUUUCGUCAUGGCGCCGCGCUCAAACAAUUGUCCGCACGUCGCGUUUCAUGUCGGCUGCAACACAGACGGGCGGCGAGCCUAAGGCUCAAUUGCUUGUAGAGACCAAGCGCCUUCUCGUUUCUUUCGCCGGAUUUGCACUCUACAUGCCGGACAUGUUUGAGUCGUCAUCGGCACCACCCGCAAGCUUGUUGGACAGAUUACUGAUUUCGGAUCCGUCCAGUGAUAAUGCGGUGCCGUAUGAGUUCUUGACAGAGAUGGCUGCGAACCCAGAUGGCCUUGAAGACGUUAUGGGGCCAGUUGUGGAAGGGAUAUGUGGACGACUGAGCGGCAUGACCAUCGCCGACGGGUAUCAACCAUACUUGAAUGCGUUUACAACACUGGUCAGCCUCAAACCCGUGGCGGCUUUGAUUCCGACGUUGCCUACAUGGAAUCCGGAGAACCUAACAGCAGCAAACAUCGAAAGUCUGUCGAUUUUCGGACCUCUAUUUAGGCUCUCUCCGUUGCAUCUCAAGAUUGCUGCAUCGUACUUCCCUAAUGUGCCACAGAACAAAUACAAUAUGGCACCGGAUAAUAUGAUGAGCGUCGUGAGAAUGACUUCGAAUACGCUGCAGACGCAACUGUUCAAUAUUACCAACGCAGUUGUCCGUGCGUCUCCGACGGCACGCGAGGCUGUUCUUAACUGGUUUGCGCGGGUUAUCAACCUUAAUCACAAGCGUCGUGCCAUGCAAGUUGACCCGGCAACGAUUGCUACGGACGGGUUUAUGCUCAACGUCACGGCCGUCUUGAACAAGUUCUGCGAGCCCUUCAUGGAUCUCACGCACUCGAAGAUCGACAAGAUUGAUGUCGCAUACUUCAGGAGGGAGCCGAGGUUGCAGAUCGCUGAGGAGACAAAACUAAGCGCUGAUGAGAAGGAGGCUGCUACGUUUUACGGAAACAAGGCGGAUGGUGCGACAAACUUCAUAUCCGAAGUAUUCUUCUUGAAUGUUGCAGCACAUCACUACGGGUUGGGAUUGGCAUUGCAGGAGCAUGAAAGCUUGAUUAAGGAGAUCGAAGAUUGGAAGAAGAAGCUCGAGAGAGGUAGGAUGGAGGAGCCAAGGUUUGCAAACACACCUCAAGCCCCUCUUUACCGCGCAACCCUCGACAAACUGGCCAAGCGUAUUGAUGAGAGUUUAUGCUUGAAGUACGCCUAUGAUUCGCUGUUGCUCGAAAAAGUAUCGAUGACCCAGUCGCUCUUGUUCAUGAACGUGGUUGCGACUUGGUUGUUGCGCUUAGUCGAUCCCAAGGGCCAGCACCCUCAACAGCCACUACGCUUGCCUCUCCCGCCCUCCGCACCUGAUGCCUUCAGGAACCUGCCUCAGUACACGGUGGAAGAUGUCGCAGAAUUUUUCCUGCACCUCUCGCGGAACGAUCCCAGGAUCAUUGCGAGCAAUCCAAGUGCCGAGAUUGUGAUCUUUGCUAUUACCUUUGUGCGCACCUCCGCAUAUAUCCAGAAUCCGCACUUGAAGGCAAAGCUCAUUGAGAUCUUAUACUUCGGUACUUAUAAGCAGCCUGGGAUGCCGAAUGGUUGCUUGGGUGAUAUGCUGAAUGGUGAUCCAUUCGCCUUGGAGCAUCUCUUGCCGGCAAUGAUGACGUUCUACAUCGAAUGUGAGCAAACCGGAGCGUCGUCGCAGUUUUACGACAAGUUCAACAUCCGGUAUCACAUUUCCCAAGUCUUCAAGGCUGUUUGGGAGAACCCCGCGUACCGCGACAGGUUGAGCAGAGAGCGGACGAACAACUUGGACUUCUUCAUCCGUUUCGUCGCUCUCCUUAUCAACGACGCGACAUACCUCCUUGAUGAGGGAUUGUCUAAGUUGACGGAAAUCAACAAGCUGCAGAAUGAGCUAGAUGCAGAACAGGUCGACCCGGCUGCGCCGCCUACCCGUGAGCGCCAGGAGCUUGAAGGUAACUUACGUUCGGCCGAGCGUUCCGCAGGGUCUUAUGUUUCGCUCGCGAACGAGACUGUCGCCAUGCUUCGCUUGUUUACCGGCACUAUCCCAGAUGCUUUCUGCACGAAUGAGAUUGUCGACCGCUUUGCGGCGAUGUUGGACUACAACGUCGACGCACUGGUGGGCCCGCGGUGCACGACUCUCAAGGUUAAGGAGCCGCAAAAGUACCGCUUUACUCCGAGGGAUUUGUUAUCAGCGAUUAUUGAUAUCUACUUGAAUCUCCAGGACAAAUCGGAGUUCAUCUUGGCUGUCGCUCGUGAUGGCCGUUCUUACAAGAAGGAGUUAUUCGAGCGUGCUGCUAGCAUCCUGACCAAAUACACGAUGAAGAGUCCCAAGGACAUCGAGGCGUUGAUGAAGUUGGUUGAGCGCAUUGAGAAGGCGAAGUUAGAGGACCUGGCUGAGGAAGAAGAGUUGGGAGAGAUUCCUGAUGAGUUCCUUGAUCCGCUCACUUAUGAGCUCAUGGAGGAUCCUGUCAUCCUUCCUGUGUCGCAAGCUACUAUUGACCGGUCAUCGAUCAAGGCUCAUUUGCUGAACGACCCGAAGGAUCCGUUUAACCGUAGCCCGCUCAAGAUCGAGGACGUUAUCCCUGCUACGGAGCUGAAGGCGAAAAUCCAGGCUUUCAAGGCGGAACGUAGGGCUGCUCGUCUGGCUGGGGCGGGAGAGCCCAUGGAUACGUCGGCUUAAGGAGAUGAUCCACGAGGUCCUGUCAAGUCUCCGCGGCGGUGCUUAAAUUACGCUCUCACGUAUACCCUAGAUAGCCAGGCAAAUGCCCGAGAACAUCCCUAUUAUGCCAAUUUGCAAUGACACACAUAUCAUUAAAAUCCUUCAUUUCAGCAGUAAAGCUAGAAGAUUAGACAGAGAUUCCCCGAAGGAAAGCAAAAAGAAAACGUAAAUCAAAGAGACACUCAGGUACACGAUGUAUACUC